Messenger RNA from Pediculus humanus corporis (human body louse), 1308 nucleotides. Its product is annotated as zinc finger protein MYND domain-containing protein, putative. The record is from RefSeq and is a predicted model, not a curated record. Gene Ontology annotation, biological process: outer dynein arm assembly; motile cilium assembly; inner dynein arm assembly. The coding region runs from base 1 to 1308 and encodes 435 amino acids. NCBI's taxonomy places the organism in Eukaryota, Metazoa, Arthropoda, Insecta, Psocodea, Pediculidae. Gene Ontology annotation, cellular component: cytoplasm; centriolar satellite. The transcript has 6 exons.
AUGAGUGAAAUAAUUCUCAACGAUAUUCUUCAACCUGGAGAAAUCGAAUUAUAUGUUCAAAACCUGCUUCCUAGUAAUGUUGAAGACUUAGGAACACCUAAAUGGUUCGAAUCACAUCAUUUUCUUCAAAAAUUACAUCAACAAUCUUGUGUUGAAGCUAGAGAGAUGCGAGAAGAAGUUGUUAAAGAUUUACUUAUUUCACAUUGUAAGUUGCCGAUACUUAUUCAUGAAGUUGUUUGUAUUCAAGUUUGGAGAGAAAAAAUAUUGUCGCAAAUUCUUAAACUAAACUAUGAGCCUCAGGUUACAUUAAUUAUUUAUAUUACAUUAUUUCAUGAAGUUACAGCAGUCGGUUUAUUAGAAAACGUAUUGUAUCACAGAGAUUCAGUAUCUUGCAUUAACGAUGAAAUAACUGAUCUCAUUGAUUACUGUGCAUCAGAAAUUGUCAGACUAAUAUCAGAGGCAAGGUUUUUUUCUAUGAAAGAUGAUACUAAAUCUUCAUACACUAGCAACAAAGAAGAAAUUAAGUGUCAAUAUAAGACAAUUAGUUUUAAUGUUGAACUUUCCACACUUAAUAUUUUAAGAUACCUUGCUGAAUUUGUUGAAGAAAUUCCAUUAUCAGCAUCUUCUAGAAUGUACAAAACUCAUGAUGUACCUUUAUUAAUGGUUAACUUGAUACAAAUGUCUCCAUGGAAGAGAGUCAACUCUAAAAUUAAUACAGUACAAAUUUUUGAAGACAGAGUUUGGAAAAAUAUAGACAAGAUAUCUGGAAUAUCAAAAUAUGAAGGACAAUGCUGGAUCGCUCUCAGAUUUCUUUUAUUAAACCCUCAAAGUCAAUAUGAAAUUAAUGACUUUAGAAAGCAACAUUUUCUAAAGGCACAACCUUUGAUCGAUCAAAUUCCACCAUUACUGGAUUUAAAACAAUUUCUUACAAAUUUAUCCUUUCAAAAUGUUUUAAUUAAUGAUAAAAAACCUUUAAUUAUGGAAACUAUACCGGAAAUUAAAAGUAAUAUUCUCAAAAAAUGUUUUAAAAAGUGGAAAAAAAUUACUAAAAAACAAGUUGAACUUAUGUUUUUUCCUAAAAAAGAAACCUUAAUGGAAAUUGGAAAACGGUUGGGUGAAACUUAUGAUGUUGAUCAUCUUGAAAAAGUUUUUCCCGAGGGACCGGUAUGUUCCAAUUGUGGUGAUGCUGCUUGCAAAAGAUGUUCUGGUUGUAAAAAUGAAUGGUACUGCGGACGUGAAUGCCAGGUUAAAAGAUGGUCGAAACACAAAAUGGUAUGCAGUAUCAUGUCUAGUAAAAAUGAAAAAUAA